GGGUCAUCAGACAUUGGAUCGUCUGGCCCGACAGCAGGCAUCGGGUCACCAGGCAUGACAGCGGGCACUGGGUCAUCAGGCAUGGGAUUGUCUGGCUCGACAGCGGGCAUCGGGUCACCAGGCAUGACAGCGGGCACUGGUUCAUCAGGCAUUGGAUCGUCUGGCUCGACAGCGGGCAUCGGGUCACCAGGUAUGACCGCAGGCACUGGGUCAUCAGGCAUUGGAUCGUCUAGCUCGACAGCGGGCAUCGGGUCACCAGGCAUGACAGUGGGCACCGGGUCAUCAGGUACCGGAUCGUCUGGCUCGACAGCGGGCACUGGGUCAUCAGGCGUGAUAGGAUCA
Molecule: messenger RNA, 342 nt
Organism: Staurois parvus
Lineage: Eukaryota; Metazoa; Chordata; Amphibia; Anura; Ranidae
Source: the annotation of a GenBank genome assembly